Messenger RNA from Penicillium maclennaniae, 417 nucleotides. RefSeq names its product putative GPI anchored protein. Lineage: Eukaryota; Fungi; Ascomycota; Eurotiomycetes; Eurotiales; Aspergillaceae. Bases 1 to 417 code for a protein of 138 amino acids. The transcript has 3 exons. The record is from RefSeq and is a predicted model, not a curated record.
AUGCGUUUCUCAAUCGUCUUCACUGCCGCUGCGCUCGCUCUUGGCGCCUCCGCCGAGACCUCAUCCGUCAACUACCUCACUGAGACCAACUCUCUGGGUGUUGUCACUGGCCAGCCCACUGUUGUGACCUCUCAGCCCACUGUUGUCACCUCUCAGCCUACUGUUGUGACUUCGCAGCCCGCUGUUGUCACUUCCCAGGAACCUGCCGCCUCUAUCCCCGCUGGUCUCACUUCUCCCGUUGUCACUCCCGUGACUGUCAGCGGUAGCAAGACCCUCGUCACCUCGUCCGGCUCCAGCUCCUCCAGCUCCUCCAGCUCGUCCGGUGCUGCCAGCUCCACCUCUACUGGCGGCGCUGCCAUGGCCACUGCUGGUCUCGGCAUGUUCGCUGGUGCUGCCCUGGCUGUUCUCGCUCUGUAA